This is a messenger RNA of Sesamum indicum (sesame), 1223 nucleotides long. NCBI's taxonomy places the organism in Eukaryota, Viridiplantae, Streptophyta, Magnoliopsida, Lamiales, Pedaliaceae. The record is from RefSeq and is a predicted model, not a curated record.
ACUACCACACGCCCCUCCUCUCUUUUGUCUGUCUCCUCCUACAUCUUAUAUAUGUAUAUUCAACGCCAAAGGGAAAAAAAGAAAAAGAAAAAAGAGCUUGCUGCCUGCUGCUUUCCUUCACGUAUAUACGUAUUGUAUUCGUAUAUACACACAUAUAGAUACACACAAGAACUGAAAAACACACAUAUAAAUACCACUCCAACACCCCCUUCCUACACAAUUAGCUCUACUCUUCUCCAGAAGAGCUGCUGAUCGUCAUACUUGUGCUUCUCAACUAUUGAGCAUUCAGAAGACUGCAUACAUAUAUAUAUAUAUAUAGAUAUAUCCUAAGCUGCCCUGUUCUUGAGGUGAUCAUCCAUGGCUGAGCAGCCUGCCUCAGAGCCCGAGUCGAGUACGACGACGGGUUCAGGCCCGAAGAACCUGCUUAAGAGGGCCCGGGAUAGUGAUGAUCCUGAGGUGGGUGAAGGUGGUAAGAAGAGAAGUAGAGGCAGAAACAGCAGUAGUAAUGACAGCAAGCAUCCGGUUUACAGAGGAGUGAGAAUGCGGGCGUGGGGGAAAUGGGUUACGGAGAUCCGAGAGCCCAGGAAGAAGUCCCGGAUCUGGCUGGGGACGUUUGCGACGCCGGAAAUGGCGGCCCGAGCACAUGACGUCGCCGCCCUGGCCAUCAAGGGGAGUUCCGCCAUCCUCAACUUCCCGGAGAUAUCCGACCUAUUGCCACGCCCCGUCACGUGCUCCCCACGUGACGUCCAGGCUGCCGCCACGAAGGCCGCCCACAUGGACCACCUCAACCCCCGCCCGAGUUCGCCGUCGAUGACGUCAUCGUCGUCGUCAUCAUUGGUGUCGGCAGCGACGACAACGGCGCCGGAGGAGCUGGGUGAGAUAGUGGAGCUGCCGGAGCUGGGUUCGAGUUACGAGUGGGUCGACCCGACCCGGGAGGAGUUGCUGUUCGGACAGGACGUGGGAUGGGAGUGGUACAAUCACCCGUGGUUGGAAGGUUACAGCCUUUUCUUGGAAGAAAAUGUAGUGCUUGAAGUUGAAGAUGUGAUGUCUUCCAAUUUUGAAGGCCUAUUAUCGAAACAUCAUUGCUGAGAAAAAGUUGAUCUUCAUGGUGUGUUCAUUUCCAAGCUUCCUCUCCUCUCUCUCUCUCUCUCUCUCUCUCUCUCUCUCUCUUCUUUUCUUUUUUUUUUUCUUUUAUAAUUUUCUUGGGAUGAGUUUUGACCAUU